Trichomonas vaginalis G3 is the source of this 789-nucleotide messenger RNA. Its product is annotated as protein ubiquitination. The record is from RefSeq and is a predicted model, not a curated record. The coding region runs from base 1 to 789 and encodes 262 amino acids. The transcript has a single exon. Lineage: Eukaryota; Parabasalia; Trichomonadida; Trichomonadidae.
AUGAAAGUCUUGGGAACGAACAUUGGAGGUUUAACGCUUAAGGAAAUGGAAGAAGUUUUCGAAGAUGAUUCUUUCGAAAAAUUAGUUCAGAAUGAUAAGAUUGAAUCAUUUAUGAGACAAGUUCCUGGAACAGAAUGUCCUAGUUUAGAAUUUAAACUUGAUAAGAGUAAGAUUUCCCCUGCAAAUUUGGCAGCUUAUUGUGGAAGCCUUAAUAUCUUCAAAUUCUUAUGCAUUAAUGGGGUUGAAUUCGAUUCAGAAACAGCCAAAUAUUGUGUUAAAGGUGGAAAUAGAGAGAUAAUCGAAUUAGCUUAUCAAAGAGGAUUAUCUUUUAAUAAUACUUUGACUGAAGCAAUUAUGCAUCACCACUAUCAAAUUGCUAAUUGGAUAUUAGAUAACUUUGAAAACGCACCAUUUACCAUGGAAGAUGCAAUUAUAUCAUGCAGUUCUGUAGCAAUGAGUAGUGUAUUAAAGUCAGGCAAGUUUUCUUUUAGCAAUAAAGCUGUUUUUCGCUCUAUUCAAUUUGAAAUCAUGCCACUUCUAAUGAUGAUUUUAGAAGAAAAAGAUUUUGAUAUCGAAAUGAAAAGUCCAGCAGGUUUCACACCAGCAAUUCAAGCAAUUUAUGCAAACUGUCCAAUUGCACUUGAAUUGCUUCUUAAACGAAAUCCAUCUCUUGAAUCCAAAAUAUUUACUCUCGAUUCCAUAAUAAAGUCCCAAGAAGUUCAAGAUCUUAUUCAAGGAUAUUUGGAAACCCAUAAAAAGACAACUAAGAAAAGGUCAAGAAGAGCUUAA